AUGAAGUUGAUCUUCGACGUCUCGGCAAUCGAGCAGCAGCCGAGCUUGCCGCCACAAUUUCUAUGGCCAGGUCAGGACGACCAGGAGAUAUUCCAGGAGGAGCUCCGGCAGCCGCCGGUGGUGGACCUCCGGGGUUUCUUCAAUGGCGAUCAGGCGGCGACACAGUUGGCCGUCUCCCAAAUCAGGGCGGCCUGCCUGAGCCAAGGGUUCUUCCAAAUCAGCAAUCAUGGCGUGGAUCCAGGCCUGAUUCAGUCAGUGUACGAUCACAUGGAUACCUUCUUCAGUCUCCCGAUGAGCAGGAAAAUGGCGGCGCUGAGAAAGCCCGGCGGCCUCUGCGGCUACUCCGGCGCCCAUUCGCAGAGGUUCUCCGCCAUGCUUCCAUGGAAGGAGACCUUCUCCUUUUGCUACAGCCAUGCACAUGAUAGUGGCGAUGUCGUCCAUUAUGUUAAAUCCUCCAUUGGCCAAGAUUUUCAUGAAGCAGGGUUUGCAUUUGCCAAAUACUGCAAAGAGAUGAAGCGAUUGUCCCUAUCAAUAAUGGAGCUGUUGGCAAUGAGUUUGGGGGUGGAGAGGUUUCAUUACAGAAAAUAUUUCGAAGAUGGAUAUUCCAUAAUGAGGGGCAACAAUUAUCCACCAUGUAAAGCCAAAGGAGCUUCUGGUCUCACCUUGGGGACAGGCCCUCAUACUGAUCCAAAUUCUUUAACCAUUCUUCACCAGGAUCAGGUCGGGGGCCUCCAGAUCUUGUCUGAUUCCGACAACAUAAAAUACUGGCGAACUGUGCAACCUCGCCCCGACACCUUCGUUGUGAAUAUCUGCGACACAUUCAUGGCAUUGUGCAAUGGGAAGUACAAGAGCUGUGUGCACCGAGCAGUGGUGAACAAGGAGAGGGUGAGGAGAUCAGUGGUGUUCUUUGUGAAUCCGAGAGAGGACAAACUGGUGAAGCCCCCGCCAGAUCUGCUGCAGAAUAAUAUUAUCAUUCACCAUGAACAAGAUGAUGAAGAUGAAAGAUGUAAUGAUUUGGGGGAAGUUAGAAGAAAGUAUGGAGACUUCACAUGGUCCCAACUCAGAGAAUUCACUCAGAACCAUUACAGGGCUGACACUGCUACCCUCCCCAACUUUCUGCAUUGGCUCUCUACCUCUACCUCUACCUCUACCUCUACUAAUUAA
Molecule: messenger RNA, 1164 nt
Organism: Andrographis paniculata
Lineage: Eukaryota; Viridiplantae; Streptophyta; Magnoliopsida; Lamiales; Acanthaceae
Product: gibberellin 20 oxidase 1-D-like
Exons: 3
Coding region: 1-1164 (387 amino acids)
Biological process (GO): flower development; gibberellin biosynthetic process; response to light stimulus
Molecular function (GO): gibberellin 20-oxidase activity
Source: RefSeq, a predicted model, not a curated record